CUAAUGGAACAGCACCACAUGAAUAAUUUUGUAAAACCUGUGUGGACUUUAUUUGACUAUAUUUCAUAUCGUUUAAAUACUUUGACGUUAAUAGUAACUGACAGUUUCGACAGAAACUUUGCUAAAGGGAUGACUGCCCCUUUAAGAGCGGCGACCAGCUGCUCAGCGCCCAAUCGCGGCGCGUAAACUGAACUUUGUUGUUGUCAGCAACUAAGAGCUAACUGUUAGCUAGCGUUAGCCGGACACCGAGCUAAACAGGCGAUAUCUUGCACCCCAUUCGUCCUAAUAACGGAGGAAAGCACGGUAACAUUUAGCUUGGACAGCUACGAACGUAAACAAGUCGCUUCCAUCAGGAUUUCGCCUCCGAUAUCAACAAAAAUGACAUCUGCGCUGUCUGAUCCAACCCUAGAAAGACAUUUCAAGGGUCACAGGGACACCAUAACAAGUGUGGACUUCAGCUGCAACAUGAAACAAAUUGCCACAGGCUCCAUGGAUUCCUGUGUGAUGAUCUGGAACAUGAAACCUCAGAUGCGAGCGUAUCGUUUUGAUGGACACAAAGACGCCGUCCUUUCCGUCCACUUUUCCCCAUCAGGCCAUCUGGUGGCCUCUGCCUCCAGAGACAAGACUGUACGUCUUUGGGUGCCAAGCAUGAAGGCUGAGUCAACAGUAUUCAGGGCUCACACUGCCACUGUGCGCAGUGUUAACUUUUCUGGUGACGGACAGACUCUGGUCACGGCCUCUGAUGACAAGACAAUUAAAGUGUGGACAACACACAGGCAAAAGUUCCUCUUCUCUCUCAACCAGCACAUCAACUGGGUCCGCUGUGCCAAGUUUUCUCCAGAUGAUCGCUUGAUUGUGUCAUCCAGUGAUGAUAAGACCAUAAAGCUGUGGGACAAAAACAGCAGAGAGUGCAUUCAUUCUUUCUAUGAACAUGCAGGUUAUGCAAACUAUGUGGACUUUCAUCCCAGUGGAACAUGUAUUGCUGCAGCUAGUACUGACAACUCUGUCAAGGUGUGGGACAUCAGAUCGCAUAAGAUGCUACAGCACUACCAAGGUAAAGACACAGCGAUAAUAUUUAAAACCGUAAUCGUUCUUUCUGGUCUUUUUAAGGAGUGAAACCAGAGUUUACACUCAAAUGGGACAUUUUUUAGCUUCAUAGCAACACAGUUAUUUUCAUUAAUUAGUCACAACCACAUCAAUUCUAAAGACAUACUUAAAUAUUUAAAGAAUCACUGAAUGCUUUAUCACUCUCAGUUUAGUCACUCCUGAUGCCUUAUAUAGAGCUUUAUUCUGAAACACCAGUUCAUCAUAUGCUGAGUCAGUCCCAUAGAAACAACAAAAGCCACAGUUUUUGUUUGUUUUAAUGUAUGGUACUUUUGGCCAAAGUUUAGACAUCUGCUCUCAGAAAUUGCAGUACAGCCAAAGUACCUUUGAAUCAUUAUGUUAAAGAGAAAUUACUGAAAUCGCACACAGGCAAAUUUAUAUUAAUGGCAAGGAAUGUUAUUGAUCUUUUCCAUAUUCAUUAAACUUAAUGUUGAUGACUUUUUAUCAGUCUUGCAUUCAGGCUGGUUGCUCUAAUUGCCUCCCUUAAAUGGAUUUCAGUUGUUAGGUCUAAUAAUGGAUAAUUACAUAUGUCUGAGGAGAUUUGGUAUGAAGAUAGAAGCUUCUCCUCCUCCUCUUUCAUUUUUUUUCUGGCCCUACUUUCCAUACUGGAGUUAUUUUGUCAUUUUGCUAACUUAAAGUGUAAAAAUGGGAGUGGCUAGUGUUAGACACACAUGGGAGUGAAUACUGUUUUUAGACAUCAAAUGAUUAAUGAAUAGUUUUUGGUCCUGAUAAGCAACCUUUAAUGAAAAAUUGUUUAGGGGUUUGUAUGAAUAAGCCAAAAUCAAUAGCAGUAACAUAGCAAAUGGCAGUGGCACAUUGGUAUAUUUAUGUUAACCAUCUGUGCACAUUAUUUGGUAAUUUAUUGAACUGGUUUGUUUCCAUGAGGCAGAGCCAUACUAUACAAACACCCACUGCUCUGUGCUCUUUCAUAGCUAUUCAGCAUCUUUUCCCAGCUUGUGGUAUCAGGAUGCCUGCAAGUGUGUUGUAGCCUCUGUAAGCCAGGAGAGGGACCUAUUGCUUGCUAAUUUGUCAGCUGCUGAUUCAUGUAUGGCGGGAUUGUUUAAGUCUAGGGAGGUCACGAUUAGUUCUUUGUUCUUAAGGCAACUUGAUGUAUUAGUGUGUGGUAAUAAAAAGCUGGUGUUAAGCCGUUCUCAGUUAAGCAGGAUUUGCAGCAGUGUGAUGUGCAGCAGCACUACACUUCAAUGGCAGCUAAUUUAGUCCUUUGAGGUAAAAGUGCCUUUAAGCAAGAAUUUCUCAUUUUCACAGCUCAAAGCAGUGCUUGUGUUGCUUUAAAACA
Messenger RNA from Haplochromis burtoni (Burton's mouthbrooder), 2401 nucleotides. Its product is annotated as POC1 centriolar protein homolog A. Gene Ontology annotation, molecular function: protein binding. The transcript is spliced from 6 exons. The record is from RefSeq and is a predicted model, not a curated record. The coding region runs from base 379 to 1116 and encodes 245 amino acids. Gene Ontology annotation, cellular component: ciliary basal body; centriole. NCBI's taxonomy places the organism in Eukaryota, Metazoa, Chordata, Actinopteri, Cichliformes, Cichlidae. Gene Ontology annotation, biological process: cilium assembly.